CAUUGACUUGGGCGUUUCCAAUACAUAUAGCAAUAAAUAUAUGUCUUCCACCUCUGAUAAUUUUUAGAACCAGAAAACACCUCUUCUUUCUCUUCUUCUCUCUUCAAAAACAAAACCAAUAUUCCUCAAACAAAACACACAGAGUAGCUAUAAGGACCGAGAGAGAUCGUAGAGAGAUGGGGAGGGCUCCAUGUUGUGACAAAGCAAACGUCAAGAGAGGUCCAUGGUCUCCUGAAGAAGAUGCAAAGCUUAAAGAUUACAUAGAGAAACAAGGCACUGGUGGCAACUGGAUUGCUCUCCCUCACAAAGCUGGUUUAAGGAGAUGUGGGAAGAGUUGUAGACUGAGGUGGUUAAACUAUUUGAGGCCAAACAUAAGACAUGGAGAUUUCUCCGAGGAAGAAGACAAGAUUAUCUGCAGCCUCUUUGCCUCCAUUGGAAGCAGGUGGUCAGUAAUUGCAGCUCACCUGCAUGGUAGAACUGAUAAUGACAUCAAGAACUAUUGGAACACUAAGCUCAAGAAGAAGCUCAUUGCCACUAUGGCUCCUCCACCACCUCAUCAUCUCUUAGCCAUUGCCUCAUCAUCAUCAUCACCAUCAUCAUCACACUACAACAUGACCAAUAGUCUUCCUCCGUAUAACCCAUCAAUAUCUACAAAUCAGCUGAUCACACCUCAUCAGGAGAUGAUGAUGACAAUGAUGGACCAACAACAACAACAACUAUUAUACCAAGAAGCCAUGGACAGUUUGGUAAAUUCUCCAAAUAACAACAAGCUUAUAAUGAGCCAUCAUGAAGACAGCCAGGAGCAAAGUACAAACAAAGGAAUAAUGUUGUUGAGUGAUGUAAGAAGUGGGUCAAGUACACCAAGUACAGUAACAAGAGUGAAGAUGGAACAACAUGAUCAUCAUCAUGAAGAGAGAUCAAUGGAAGAUUAUGGAAUGGAGGAUAUCAAUCACUUGAUAAGUAGUAGUUGUACGAGUAGUAGUAGCAACAGCUUGUGGUUUGAUGAAAACAAGACAGAGGAUACGUUCAUGUUGUACUAUUGAUGUCUCUUACCAACAUUGACUCACUUCCUCUCUUUUCUCUUAAAAACUAAAAAUAAAUUAUUGA
This is a messenger RNA of Brassica oleracea var. oleracea, 1107 nucleotides long. Its product is annotated as transcription factor RAX2-like. NCBI's taxonomy places the organism in Eukaryota, Viridiplantae, Streptophyta, Magnoliopsida, Brassicales, Brassicaceae. The transcript has 3 exons. Bases 177 to 1043 code for a protein of 288 amino acids. The record is from RefSeq and is a predicted model, not a curated record.